Messenger RNA from Dromiciops gliroides (monito del monte), 967 nucleotides. It is a transcript of the gene PXMP2, whose product is annotated as peroxisomal membrane protein 2. Gene Ontology annotation, cellular component: membrane; cytoplasm. The coding region runs from base 35 to 637 and encodes 200 amino acids. The transcript has 5 exons. The record is from RefSeq and is a predicted model, not a curated record. NCBI's taxonomy places the organism in Eukaryota, Metazoa, Chordata, Mammalia, Microbiotheria, Microbiotheriidae.
CGCCCCGGCCCGGGACUGAGCUGGCUUUGGGCCGAUGGCUCCGGUGGUGUCCACGCUGCGGGCCGGGGCUGAGGCCGGGGCCAGGGCCAGGCCGCUCCCCCAGCGGGUGCUGAAGCAGUAUCUGCUGCUGCUGCGCUUCUACCCCGUGCUGACCAAGGCGGCCACCAGUGGGAUUCUGUCAGCAUUUGGGAACUUCCUGUCCCAGGUCAUUGCGAGAGUCCAGAAAAAGGGAAGAUGGUUUCAGAAUCUGGACCUCAAAGGGCCUCUCAGAUAUGCUAUUUUUGGCUUCUUCUUCUCAGGGCCCCUCAGUCACUUCUUCUACCUGUACCUGGACCACUGGAUCCCUGCUACUGUCCCUUUUUCAGGAGUCAGGAGGCUCCUGGUGGACCGGCUUGUCUUUGGCCCAGCCUUCCUGUUGUUGUUCUUCUUCUGCAUGAACCUUCUUGAGGGAAAAGACAUGACAGCCUUCUCUGCAAAGGUGAAAACAGGUUACUGGCCUGCUCUGCAAAUGAACUGGAAACUAUGGACCCCAAUUCAGUUUAUUAACAUUAACUAUAUUCCUCUGCAGUUCCGGGUGCUGUUUGCCAAUAUGGUGGCUCUCUUCUGGUACACCUACUUGGCCUCUCUUGGGAAAUGAAGAUGGCUGGAGAAAGACAGCAGGUUCACCACAGUGCCUUGACCUGGAGAGCCUAGGCACAGGCUGUGGCUCAUCCUCACAGGGUUUGCUGCUGAAUCACCCUGCAAGGGCUUCAUUGAAGUAUUAAUGACUAUAUGUGAUUCCAUAUGAUCCAGAAGUAUGGGCAUGAUAAUAAAAACUGGUUAAUGUGGAACCUGGUACCCAAGAUAGGCAAUGGGUCUUUUUGAAUGGGUGCUAUCCUUUAAAUGGAAAUUUUAGCCUUUAAAGAAUCAACAAUUUGGAAUAAAUUUGGGAUGAAUCAAAAUUGAAAUAAACUACAAUGUCACUUCA